GGAAGGGUGCGUGUGUGAGUGUGUGUUUCUGGGUGUGUGUAGUUGGCGAGGACAGCGCUGCCACGAAGGAUAACUGGAGAUAAAGCAUAAAGCAGUGUUGGACGUUCUCCAUUCUCCCAGUAGGAAACGCUUAGACAACCUCAAUGACAACCAGAUGUGCUGCAGAAGAAAGGAAAGAACACAGGAGAAGAAGCUGAAAAACUGCUUGUCUCUUAACACCUCCCAUGAUGAAGAAGAUUGCCAUCCUGCUGUGUCUUUGGGGCCUUUCACUCUCCAGUGCCCAGCUGACAGAUGGGGAGGAGGGCGGCGGUGAGGACGAAGUGGUUGACCUGUUUACCACCCCACGCACAAAGCUGGCCGCUGCCACGUCCGACUUUGGCUACAACCUGUUCCGUCAGCUGGCUGCCCGUGACUCAAAGGCCAGUGUUCUCCUGUCCCCGAUGAGCAUUUCAGCAGCCUUCACACAGCUCUCCAUGGGAGCAUCAGAGCGUGCAGAGAAGCAGCUGUACCGAGUCCUGCGCUACCACUCCUUGCGGGAUACCCAGCUUCAUGACACUCUGCGAGAUCUGCUGUCCUCUCUCAGAAGCUCUGCUAAGGGCUUCAGCUCUGUAGAGCGCCUCCUACUGGCCAGAAGACUACGCCUGAAGAUGGAAUACCUCAAUGCUGUGGAAAAGCAAUAUGGGGAACGCCCUCAGACACUCAUGGGUGGAGCCAGAGACCUUAAAACUGUCAAUGAUUGGUUCAAACAGCAGACAGGUGGUAAGGUGGACCGUGUCCUUGCUACUGCCCUCCCUCGCAACUCAGCAGUGGUGCCUGUGGGAGCUGCCCAUUUCAAAGGGAAAUGGACAACCAGGUUCAGUCAGGCAGGUAGGAUGGAUGAGUUCCAGUUGGAUGGCCAGGCACCAACUCGCGUCUCUGUGAUGCAAGAACAGUAUUACCCUGUGAAGAUGGGUAUUGACUCGGACCUUGGCUGCACGAUAGCUCAGGUUCCCAUGGAGGAUGGUGUGAGCAUGUACUUCUUCCUGCCUGAUGAGGUGACUCAGAACUUUACUCUGAUUGAGGACGCCUUGACAGCAGAGUUUGUUCAGGACCUGGCCAACACUCUUCACCCAGUUCAGGUGCAGCUCACCCUGCCUGUGCUCAAAUUCUCCUAUAGCACAGACCUGCUGGGCCUUCUGUCUGACCUCGGCAUGUCUGAAUGGAUGGAGGAUACAGACCUCAUCAAAAUCACUACCCAGGCAGUCAAGAUGAGCACAGUCCGUCACAAAGCCGUCAUAGAGACGGCACCAGAGGGUAGCCAGUAUGCCAGCACUGCUCCCUCUGGUAGAGUCCAGUCAUUGGCCCUUUCUUUCCAUGUGAACCGUCCCUUCCUCUUCCUGGUGCGAGACGAGCCCUCAGGCGCGCUCCUGUUCAUUGGAAAGAUCUUAAACCCUCGUGACCUGGCAAGUGUAUGAGAGCAGCACUCACACAGACACACACGUAUGUAAAUGUUGAUAUACCACAGAGCUCCAUGCCUCUAUACUCAAACAGUGGGUUUAAGAUGCCAACAUGAAUAGCACAGUUCAAUUCCAAGUUUUAUGGCAUUAACAGCAUAUGAAUAGCCAUUUGCAACGAAUUUACACCACUGUUCUGCCAAAGCAGAUUUAUAUAUGUAAGAGAUACCACUCAUACAUAUUCAUGCAUAUAUUCUAUUAAAAAGGCCCUUUUUUGGCAACACAUUUUACACUCAUGUCUAUACACUCAAGCUAAGAUGUGCAAAUUCCCAAUUCACUCAGAAAAGACAAAUCCUCAGUUAAAAUAAAGGACAUGUUCCAUUUUAUAGAGUUCUGGUUAGCAGUAAUAUUGCAGAACACCUUUUUUUUUACUAUUGUUUUACUAUUACUAUUGUUUUACUCUACCAACAUACUGAAGAUCUCAAGAUUGAAAUACUAUUAUUUUUUUGUUCUGUUUCUACAUUAGAAAUAUUUGGCUUUUACCUUUCAGUGUUUUAUUAAGUAUAUGAAACAAGAUGUAAUCCCAAUCAUAUGCAUAUGGAAAACUUUUGUCAGUGACUGACAAUCCCCUUUGUAUAUUUACCAGCAGGAAUUAUCUGAAUUUGUAUAUUGAGAUGAAUAAAAAAGUCCAAAAA
Astyanax mexicanus (Mexican tetra) is the source of this 2128-nucleotide messenger RNA. It is a transcript of the gene serpinf1, whose product is annotated as serpin peptidase inhibitor, clade F (alpha-2 antiplasmin, pigment epithelium derived factor), member 1. Bases 225 to 1454 code for a protein of 409 amino acids. The record is from RefSeq and is a predicted model, not a curated record. Gene Ontology annotation, biological process: negative regulation of endopeptidase activity; negative regulation of angiogenesis. Lineage: Eukaryota; Metazoa; Chordata; Actinopteri; Characiformes; Acestrorhamphidae. The transcript has 9 exons. Gene Ontology annotation, molecular function: serine-type endopeptidase inhibitor activity.